Messenger RNA from Rotaria sp. Silwood1, 804 nucleotides. Lineage: Eukaryota; Metazoa; Rotifera; Eurotatoria; Philodinida; Philodinidae. The record is from the annotation of a GenBank genome assembly.
AUGACAUCAAUUGCAUUCAUGUUAACCAAAGAAUAUCGAAAAGCCAUUGUUGAUUAUCAUUGGAUUUUGAGAGUAGAUCAAGAUGCUGUGUUGAGUCCUGGUUUACUGAUGGGUUUGAUUGGAAAACAUAGAAAAAAACUACUUCCUAUGCAAUUUGGAGGAAUCGAGCACGGAAUCGAAUUUACCAGUGAACGAACACGAAAGAUUGCAAAAAAACUCGGCUACAAUCAUUCAGGUAUACAUAAUCUAUGUUCGGCAUGGCUAGUCAAUCCACAUGACUCUGUGAAAAUUGCAAAUCUAACAACAAUCAUUGGCAGACAUUUUUUGGAAAAUGAAUUUGGACGAAAUGUUCCUGGUAUUGAAAAUUUACCUGAUAUUGGUGAAUGGCCAAAAUGGUGGCGAGGUGUCACAUCAUUGUAUGCUGCUGAAAUAGCCAUUAAUCAUAUUUAUUCAUCAACUCUUAGCCAUGAACAUGAGUCCAGUGCCAUUGAUCAUCCAUCUUAUUCAACAGAUUCAGUAUGGAAUGCUUGGCAUAUUCAUUGUUUACAUAAUGAGGAGUACUUUUCUAAAUUCGGACAUCAAGAUGAGCUAAAAGAAUUCCUAAAACAUCAACGAGAAAAUCGAAUCCAAAAAAUGGUUAAUACUACGUGGACAGAUAUGGUGUUGGUUGAAGUGUUAAAUGAAUAUGAAAAGAUACAAAUGAACAAUAAAAUACCAAUAGGCAACAUAACAGUCCGUGAUUACGUUAGAGCUUUAGCAUGGCGAAAAGCGUAUUCAGCCGCUGGUGCAGUCAAUUUGAAUUGA